Pelobates cultripes (western spadefoot toad) is the source of this 450-nucleotide messenger RNA. The record is from the annotation of a GenBank genome assembly. NCBI's taxonomy places the organism in Eukaryota, Metazoa, Chordata, Amphibia, Anura, Pelobatidae.
AUGAACCGAGACAGCAUCUACUUGCAGAGCCUGACAAUGAGGCCUAGCGUGAAUUGCAGCCAAGAGCCUGGAAUAGAUGGCCGCUCUCCCUGCAUGAAACAAGACCUUGAAAAUAUCGACACUGAAGACCCGCGACCCCCCCCCGACCAUGCGCCAGAAUGGAAAGUCAUGCAAGUAAAACCGCACCGAACUGUCCACGCUCCUGACGAGGUUCUCGGAGGGUCAACCGAUACCGGGCUCAAGACCUUGCUAAGAUCCGACGGAGGCCCACGGACCUGCAGCCAUCCCCCCCACAAGACCUGGACCCCGGAGGGCAGAGAACCCAAGGGCAGGGGGCUGCAUGAAGCUAACAAACCAGACAGCAAGCUACCUCCCAAGCACAGCAUGCAGUGGAGUGUGGCACAGCAUGACACACUCCACUGGAAUGUGGAGUGUGGCAAGUGGGGAUGA